CACAUCAACGGGAGUGCAUUGAUUGUAUUCCCAAUCACCCAUAAACCCUCCCGCACCCUAACACUCCUCUCCACGCUCGCCGUCGACACUGUAGUUCUUUUCUUUUCCGCUACAGCAAGCCACCCCAGACCCCCAAUCCUUCUAUUUCACUCAACCCAUAGCCAUACCCAUAACCUUAACCCCAAUUACUCAACAAAACAAAACCCUAACUUGAAAUUCUUUCAAUCCAAACAAAACCUCACAGAUUCCGUCGUCGUUUUCCACAAUGAUGCUCAGAAUCAGAAGCCGCGACGGCCUCGAGCGAGUAGCAGUGGAAAACCCUCACGCGACAGUUUCUCAACUUAAAUCGAUUAUUCAAACACAACUUGGAAUUCCGGUGGAGAAUCAAACGCUCUCUACCAAUCAGAACCUUCUUCUUUCCAAGUCUCUAGAAGAUCUCGUUCGAUUCACCGACAUGACUAACCCCGACGCUACUCUCUCCUCCCUCGGCGUCUCCCACGGCUCAAUCCUCUUCCUCUCCUACGCCGGCGACCGCCGCGGCGUCCCCGGCCCUCCCGCCGCCUUCAGUCCCGCCGGCUCCUUUGGCCGCAAGAUGACUAUGGAUGACCUAAUCGCCAAGCAGAUGCGCGUCACGCGCCAGGAGCAACCGCACUGCGAGCUCGUCUCGUUCGAUCGUGAUUGCGCCAACGCGUUCCAGAAUUACGUCAACGAAACUCUAGCUUUUGCCGUUAAGCGCGGCGGGUUCAUGUACGGCACCGUUUCGGAGGAAGGCAAAGUCGAGGUGGACUUCAUCUACGAGCCGCCUCAGCAGGGUACGGAGGAGAAUUUGGUAAUUUUCAGGGACCCUGAGGAGGAGAAGCUUGUGGAUGCUAUUGCUGUGGGAUUGGGGAUGAGGAAGGUAGGGUUUAUAUUCACGCAGACGAUAAGCCAGGACAAGAAGGAUUAUACUUUAUCGAAUAGGGAGGUUCUUCAGGCAGCGGAGUUUCAUUCGGAGAGUGGGUUGAAGGAGUGGGUCACUGCGGUUGUGAAGUUGGAGGUGAAUGAGGAUAGUAUGGGCGCUGAUGUGCACUUUGAGGCGUUUCAGAUGAGCGACAUGUGUGUUAGGUUGUUUAAGGAAGGGUGGUUUGAGACGGAGAUCAAGGACGACGAUGAUCCUAAGUUGUCUAAGAUGAAGAAAGAAGUGGUUGUUGGUGUUAAGGAUACUAAAGAAGUUGACAAUGAUUUCUUCCUUGUGGUUGUUAAAAUCUUUGAUCAUCAGGGUCCUCUUACAUCAACAUUUCCCAUUGAGAACCGAAAUAAUCUGGUGACAAUGAAGGCGCUGAAGAGUCAUCUUGAUCGGUCAAAAAACCUUCCUUUUGUGAAGCGAAUUUCGGAUUUUCAUCUCCUUCUUGUAUUGGCAAGGGUUUUGGACCUGGCUGCCGAUGUUCCCGCACUGACAGAAUGUGUGCAGACCCAGACUUCGGUACCGGAAGGCUACCAGAUCCUUAUUGAGUCCAUGGCCAGUGCUGCUUGAUUCUGUAUGCAGGUUCUCUGUUCUUAUUUAUCAAUGUUCAGGUUCAACACGGCGCUGCGGGAAUAUGGUGCAUUUUGCCCUUUAUAAUCAUCGAUCUAGAAUGAAUGAAUGGUUGAAUGUUGGUAACUUGUACAUUGCUUCUUAUAGCUUUCUGCCCAUUGGAUCUUUCCUUUUACCUGAAAAAUGAGCUGAUGUUUGAUUCAAA
Molecule: messenger RNA, 1718 nt
Organism: Arachis ipaensis
Lineage: Eukaryota; Viridiplantae; Streptophyta; Magnoliopsida; Fabales; Fabaceae
Product: Nuclear pore localization protein NPL4
Biological process (GO): ubiquitin-dependent protein catabolic process
Cellular component (GO): nucleus
Molecular function (GO): ubiquitin binding; ubiquitin protein ligase binding
Source: RefSeq, a predicted model, not a curated record